Bombyx mandarina (wild silkworm) is the source of this 1533-nucleotide messenger RNA. RefSeq names its product ras-related protein Rab-24. The record is from RefSeq and is a predicted model, not a curated record. Gene Ontology annotation, molecular function: GTP binding; GTPase activity. NCBI's taxonomy places the organism in Eukaryota, Metazoa, Arthropoda, Insecta, Lepidoptera, Bombycidae.
UUUGAUAUCAACUGAUUGAUUUAUAAUUAGAAUUUAAUCUAGAAGUUUCCACAUGGUAUUUUACUUAACAUAGUCUAUUCUACAUUAAUAGACGUAUUGUAUUAAAAACUAAAAUGAGUCGAUGUGAUUUUAAAAUAGUGCUUUUAGGCAGCGAACACGUCGGAAAGACGAGCUUAGUUUUAAGAUUCGUGAAUUGUAGGUUCAACGCUGAGAUACCAUAUCAGAAUACCGUCGGUGCUGCAUUUUGCGCUAAAGCUAUGCGAUCAAAAGAAAAAGACUACAGUAUUGGCAUCUGGGAUACAGCAGGCAGCGAAAGGUAUGAAGCGAUGACUAGGAUUUACUACAGAGGUGCACACGCUGCUAUUAUUUGUUACGAACCGUCAUCUCAUGAGUCGUGGACGAGACUAAGACAUUGGCUGCACGAACUAAGAACAGUGGAAGAUAGUUGCAAAGUGUAUUUAUGUGGUACAAAAAAGGAUUUAUUAGACGGAGGGUUCGUGAAAAGGGAAGUGGCCGAAGAGAUUGUGAAUACUUACUCUCAAGAUUUGAACGGACAUUUCCUUACAUCGAGCAAAACCGGUGAGAAUGUGGAUGAACUCUUCCAGAAGAUUGUCGACGACCUUGCUGCUGACGUGGAGGUAAUGAAGACGGUUACGGAGAGCAGAUUGCUGCUGACAGAGCUAGACAAACGCAAAAGCAAAAAGGAUGUGUGUGCAUGCUAGUGAUUUAGUUUGGACAGAGAAGAGAUUUAGUUGGUUAAAUUAAUUAAAUGGAACAAAUAUUUAUUGGUAAUAAAAGCCAUAUUAAUUAGGAGGUACCGAGUGAUUAUUAGUUGCGGUCGUAACGGAGCUUGGGUAAUGUGUGCUUCGAAUGUUUUAAUGGCAACACUGCUCUAGCCUUUUUUAUAGCUUUUUUUAAGGGAUUUUAUGACCUGGUAACUAAGACUUUUAGGUCAUGUCUUAUUUUAAUAUUUUUAUCGCGAAGCUGUAUGGGUCGCGAUCCCUGGAAUGGUUUCUUUUUGGCAGCGUGGAUUUUGAUCCACAAUUCGUAUGGCGUAUGGAUGAACAAAAAAUUAAAUAUGUUUCGCCGCAUUCAUGGUUAGAGGUCGGACGUAUGUAUGUGUAAGUAAUUGUAAAAUGGAAAUUAGUAUUUGCCAUUUCAUGUAGUUUGUAGGAAUUGUGGAUAGAUAGCGUUAAACGAGGCUCUUAAGAGCCCCGUCCCUUCGCCAACUGAAAUGAAAACGCUCGCUUCCUUUUUUUUUAUCUGACACAUUUAAACGUAAUAAAUGACAUUUGAAAACUAGUUGGAGUGGCAGCAAAAAUUUAGUGUUUAAAAUAAAUUGAAAUCAAAUCGAUAUUGUGGUUGUAUAAAAAUGUACUGAUCGAAGAAAUUCAAGCCAAAUUAUUAUUGUUAUUUAAUUUUUUUAAAUUAUAAUUAAAAAGAAGUUUGUAUAUAAUUAUAACUUGUUUUAAGAUUUGAUUUCGCAACUUUUUUUAUUGUUCUUAUAUUAUUUCCGUCUUUUCGGAUGCUAUA